Messenger RNA from Chaetomium fimeti, 2419 nucleotides. RefSeq lists its product as uncharacterized. Bases 117 to 2204 code for a protein of 695 amino acids. The record is from RefSeq and is a predicted model, not a curated record. Gene Ontology annotation, cellular component: plasma membrane; lipid droplet; endoplasmic reticulum. Gene Ontology annotation, molecular function: long-chain fatty acid-CoA ligase activity. NCBI's taxonomy places the organism in Eukaryota, Fungi, Ascomycota, Sordariomycetes, Sordariales, Chaetomiaceae. The transcript is spliced from 3 exons. Gene Ontology annotation, biological process: long-chain fatty acid metabolic process; long-chain fatty-acyl-CoA metabolic process.
CUUUUCCGAUCUCCGAGCUCUUUUUGUUCGUCCCGAGUUUCGACGAUCCAGAAAAAAGAAACAUCCUACCGCGACAAGCUCCCCGAUUACCUCUCUCGACUUCCACCCCGUCCACAAUGGCUAAGCCGACACAUUUGAUCCCGCGGAUGUCCGCGAAGGGCCCCUUCUCGGUCGAGGUACCCGGCCAGCAGCCCGUCGAGGGCGAGACCCUCGUUCGUAGACACCCUCUUGCCGUAGACGGCCUCAUCAAAACCCCUAAUGCCGAGAUCACGACCGUCCACGAACUAGUCCGCGCGAGUGUCGCCAAGUUUGGUAAUGCCAAGUGCAUGGGCUCGCGCAAGUUGGUGCGCACGCACCAGGACAAGAAAAUGAUCAAGAAAGUCGUCAACGGCGAGGAGCGCGAGGUCGAGAAAUCGUGGACCUUCUUCGAGAUGAGCCCCUACGAGUACAUCAGCUACACCGACUACGAGCGCCUCACCCACCAGCUCGGCGCCGGUCUGCGCAAGUUGGGCCUCGUCAAGGACGACCGCGUGCACGUCUACGCCGCCACCAGCCAGAACUGGCUGGCCAUGGCUCACGGCGCCGCCUCGCAGAGCAUGCCCAUCGUGACGGCUUACGACACGCUGGGCGAGGAGGGUCUGCGCUACUCUAUGGUGGCGACCAAGGCUAAGGCCAUCUUUUUGGAUCCCCAUCUUCUGCCUACCCUCACAAACGUCCUGGCCGUCGCUACCGCCGUUCAGACCGUCGUCUGGAACGACCAGCACCAGCUCAACCAAGAACACGCCGACAAGCUCAAGGCCUCGUACCCGCACAUCAACAUCCUCAGCUUCGACGAGCUCCGGAAAAUGGGCGAGGAGAACCCCGUCGAUGUGGUUGCGCCAACGCCCGACGACCUCUGCUGCAUCAUGUACACGUCUGGCUCCACCGGCACCCCCAAGGGUGUCCCGGUGAAGCAUUCCGCAGUUAUUGCGGCUGUUGCGGGCGCUAGCGUGGUCGUUGAGCAGUUUAUUGGACCUGGCGACGGCCUCCUGACAUACCUGCCGCUGGCGCAUAUUCUCGAGUUCGUCUUUGAGCACGCUGCCAUUUACUGGGGCGCCACACUGGGUUAUGGUAACCCCAAGACUCUCUCGGACGCAUCGGUGCGCAACUGCAACGGCGACAUUCGGGAGUUCAAGCCUACUAUUCUCAUCGGCGUGCCCGCCGUCUGGGAGACGGUCAAGAAGGGCAUCAUCGCCAAGGUUAACGCCGGCAGCGCCGUCGUGCGGGGUCUCUUUUGGGGAGCGCUGGCUCUCAAAGAGACGUUGAUGGCCUCAGGGCUGCCCGGCAGCGGUGUUCUGGAUGCUGUCGUCUUCAAGAAGAUCAAGGAGGCCACGGGCGGGCGUAUGAAGCUGUGCCUGAGCGCUGGCGGCCCCGUGUCCAAGGAGACCCAGAAGUUCCUCAGCAUGUCCAUCUGCCCCAUGAUUAUCGGCUACGGCCUGACCGAGACGACGGCCAUGGGCACCCUGCAAAACCCGCUCGAGUGGACCUCGCAGUCGAUCGGUGCCAUGACGGCCUCGAUCGAGGCCAAGCUGGUCGACUUUGCCGACGCUGGCUACUUCGCUACCAACAAGCCGAACCCGCAGGGCGAGAUCUGGCUCCGCGGCCCCACAGUACUGUCGGGCUACUACGAGAACGACAAGGAGACGGCCGAGGCCCUUACCGAAGACGGCUGGUUCAAGACGGGCGACAUUGGCGAGUGGGACAGGAACGGCCACCUCAAGAUCAUCGACCGCAAGAAGAACCUCGUCAAGACGCUCAACGGCGAGUACAUCGCCCUCGAGAAGCUCGAAGCCACCUACCGGUCGGCUCCCGUCGUCGCCAACAUCUGCGUUUACGCCGACAUCUCGCAGGCCAAGCCCAUCGCCAUCAUCAUUCCGGCCGAGCCUGCGCUCAAGAAACUGGCCGCCUCGAUCGGUGUCGAGGGUGAGGGCCUCGAGGUGCUGGUCCACAACAAGAAGGUGCAGAGCGCUGUGCUGAGGGAGCUUCAAACCGCCGGCCGUGCUGGCGGUCUCUCCGGCAUUGAGAUCGUCGAGGGCGUCGUCGUGGUUGACGACGAGUGGACACCGCAGAACUCCCUUGUCACGGCUGCCCAGAAGCUCAACCGCAGGGGUAUCCUCGACAAGUACAGGAAGGAGGUAACGGAGGCGUAUGGUUCCUCGAGCUAGGCGUUCGUGGAGAAGUACGGCAGUUAUGGCAACGGAGAUGGUAAGAUUGGACAGCGUGUUUUGUGACUACUACUUGUGAUAUACACUUCCUUUGGUCUGGUUCUUGGUUGUCCGUUUUUGUCAUGUUUUGAUAUGACGUAACGCGCUGCCCGAUGGUGCUUGGCUGGGUCUGGCUUGGUCUGGUUUUAGCUACCGUAAUGUUUUGUUCCUUCAGC